This is a messenger RNA of Beta vulgaris subsp. vulgaris (sugar beet), 597 nucleotides long. RefSeq lists its product as uncharacterized. Bases 1 to 597 code for a protein of 198 amino acids. The transcript has a single exon. The record is from RefSeq and is a predicted model, not a curated record. NCBI's taxonomy places the organism in Eukaryota, Viridiplantae, Streptophyta, Magnoliopsida, Caryophyllales, Amaranthaceae.
AUGGCGGCAAAUGUGGUGAAGAAAUUGAGCCUUGUUGUGAGGGAAAAUCCACACCCUUAUAAACUAAGUUGGCUUGAUGACACAGGACUAAAGGUAAAGAAACUAGCGCUACUUUCUUUCUCAAUUGGAAGCUACAAAGAUGAGCUAUGGUGUGAUGUACUUCCUAUGAGUGCUUGUCAUGUUUUACUAGGGAGACCAUGGCAAUUUGAUAGAAAGGUGAUUCAUGAAGGAGACUCCAACGUGUAUUCUGUUUUGGUUGGGAGAAAGAGGGUAAGAUUGCAUCCUUUGGCUCCUAGUGACGUGAUCCACAAGAAAGAAGAAAGAAGGUCUAGUGCGUCGCUUUCAAGCAAGGAGUUCGAGAAAGAGGUGGAAGAAGAGGGACUAUGCUAUAAUCUGUUUGUAAGGCACGCUAUGGUUAGUGAGAAAAGGCCAUGUGAGCCGAAGCUUGAUGCGCUCAUGGAGGAGUUUAGAGAUGUAUUUCCAGAAGAAUUACCACAAGAAAUGCCACCUUUGAGAGGUAUUGAGCACGCUAUAGACUUGGUUCCGGGAGCUCCUCUACCCAACAAACCAGCUUAUAGAUGUGAUCCAAGCGCGUGA